Messenger RNA from Sphaerulina musiva SO2202, 507 nucleotides. RefSeq lists its product as uncharacterized. The record is from RefSeq and is a predicted model, not a curated record. The transcript has a single exon. NCBI's taxonomy places the organism in Eukaryota, Fungi, Ascomycota, Dothideomycetes, Mycosphaerellales, Mycosphaerellaceae. Bases 65 to 247 code for a protein of 60 amino acids.
GGCCAAUCCAACCGCUGCGUGGUGAAGAGAUUUCUGGUAAGCAUUAUGGUAUGCAGUAGCUCCAAUGCCUCAUCACAAUCUCGUGUCUAGAAUCCAGAAGCACCCAGGGAGACCUGUUCCUUCUCAUGCACAGCGUUCCGAUCCCGUAGCCUUAGAAGAUAAUCCAGAUAUCUCAUUCGACCUCCUGCACUCCAGACGCCUCUUGGUUCGCGCCGACAAUGUUGAUCGAUGUCCCUCGAGACGUUGAAGUUCUGCAGACUGCAGUUGAGAGAGACUAAAAACUACACAUGGCGGUGUAAAAAGCAGCAUUUCUGCAAACACACACACACAUAGACACGCAUGGCGGCCUCGGUUGGCGACUGCAGCCCGUUACUACCUACAUACAGUAGUUCCAUCUCCUGUGGUCGUAACAAAAAAAACGUUUCAUGAGUUGGCCAGUAGUCUACAUUAAAAGGUACAUACAUAGGAGGUAGCGGUAUGUAGGUAGAUAGUACCUCCUAGGACCAC